AUGCCUGGAAUCUUAGAACGUUUAAAAGGCGCUUUCAAUCGAGUCUUCAAUUCCAUUUUUGGACAUGUUAAACUUCAAACGUUUUACCACGUAGAAGAAAUAUUUCAUCAUCCAAAAUAUGAGCCUGGAAAUUUGGAGUAUGAUAUUGCUUUAUUUAAACUCAAAGAAACUCCAAUUUUGUGGAAAAUCAAUCAUUUAGAUUUAAUAGAAUUGCCGGAUAAAAAAAUUGACGAGGAAUGGCCUAAACCUAAUCAGAAAUGUGUAGCUGUUGGUUGGGGAUGUAGUUUUGUCGACGGACCGCCAACACUAAAAAUCCAAGCUGUAGAACUUCCAGUUUUACAAUCAAAAACAUGCAUGUCAAUGUAUUCAGCCUACAUUAAUUUAACGGAAGAACAUGAAUUCUGUGCAGGUUACCACAAUUUCGGUAAAGGUGUAUGCCCAGUAAGUUGAAUGGAUUGGAAAAUCUAUUCUAGCUAUUCAAUAACAAAUGUUAAAGAUGUGAAUGUCAUUAAUUUCUAGUGAAAUAGUUUCAGCCAACAUUUUAGUCACUGUCUAUAAAGUAACGUGAACAAAUUCUGAAUCUCACACUUCACAGUAUUAUUUAUGCUGUUUGGUCAUAUUAUUUUUCCUGUCUUAUGUAGCCUAGUUAGGUGUGAUUUUAUUUGUAUGCGUUUGGUAUGGCUGAUUUUAUAUGGACAAUACAACACUAUAUCAGCCAAUAAUAGUUUAAGCGAUCAAUGUUCAAAAUAUGUAAACUGUGACUAUUUGAGAAAUUUUGGGUGGAAUGUUUAACUGAUUGGUUAAAAAACACCGAUCUAGACCUAGGUAACUACUAAUGAUACUUUUUGAAUCAUUUAAGUAUCAGUUAUUUCUAGUUAAUCGUAUUUUUAUUUAGCAAGUUGAAAUACCGACGUAUCAACACAAAUUUUGAGUACAAUGGUCUAAUAAUUCAAUGAACAUACCACAACAAGAACCGAUGGUAAUUCAG
Messenger RNA from Schistosoma spindalis, 988 nucleotides. The record is from the annotation of a GenBank genome assembly. NCBI's taxonomy places the organism in Eukaryota, Metazoa, Platyhelminthes, Trematoda, Strigeidida, Schistosomatidae.